UUCGAGCUGCUGCUCGCCGACCCGCUGCAGUUCUUUCCCAUUGAGGUGUCCGUGGAGGACAUCAAUGACCACUCGCCGGUCUUCCCAGACGAACGGGUGACUUUUAAGAUUCUGGAAACCAGCGACCCGGGCUCCCGUUUCCCUGUGGAGGCUGCUCAGGACCCGGACGUAGGCAGCAAUGACAUCCAGGCUUACAGCAUCCUUCCUGAGAACGAGUUCUUCACUGUUUCCUAUCAGACUCAAAGUGAGAGUGAGAUGCAUGUCGACCUUGUUUUGCAAAAGCCUCUGGAUAGAGAAGGGCAGCCAGAAGUAGAUUUCACUCUCGUUGCUGCUGAUGGUGGCUCUCCACCCACGACUGGAACCACUCAAAUCCACAUCAUAGUUCUGGAUGUAAAUGACAAUGCUCCCAUCUUCACACAGAAAGUGUUCAUUGGGCAUGUCUUGGAAAAUGCUCCCGAGGGUUCAGUGGUUCUCAGAGUGGUGGCUAAUGAUGCAGAUGAUGGAAUAAAUGGUGACAUUACAUAUGAAAUUACACAAUCAGGAGGACACACAUAUUCGGAUUUUACACUUGACCCCAAGAGUGGUGAAAUUCGAGUCAUGAAAAGUCUGGAUUUUGAGACAAUGCAGAAAUAUGAACUCAGUUUGAGGGCAGUGGACGGAGGGGGCCUUUCAGCCAUGUGCAAGGUAGUGGUGGAGGUGAUGGAUGUGAAUGACAAUGCACCAGAGAUCGUGGUCAGUUCCUUCAACAGCCCAAUCCCUGAGAAUGCAGCACCUGGCACUGUGGUCGCACUCUUUGAUGUCAGGGAUCAGGAUUCCGGUGUGAAUGGGGAGAUCAGCUGUGCCCUCGAAGAACAGCUGCCCUUCUCCCUCCGGCCAGCCUUUAAGAACUACUACGAGCUGGUGACCGUGAGCGCGUUGGACCGGGAGAAAACAGCACGUUACAGUGUAAUCGUCACGGCAGCAGAUGCAGGGUCUCCUCGUCUGAGCAGCAGCCGCACGUUCACCGUGGACAUCUCCGACGUGAAUGACAACGCGCCCGUCUUCAACCAGACGUCG
Messenger RNA from Meleagris gallopavo (turkey), 1056 nucleotides. Its product is annotated as protocadherin beta-15-like. Gene Ontology annotation, molecular function: calcium ion binding. Gene Ontology annotation, biological process: homophilic cell-cell adhesion. Lineage: Eukaryota; Metazoa; Chordata; Aves; Galliformes; Phasianidae. The record is from RefSeq and is a predicted model, not a curated record. Gene Ontology annotation, cellular component: plasma membrane.